This is a messenger RNA of Galdieria sulphuraria, 1761 nucleotides long. RefSeq lists its product as uncharacterized. Bases 81 to 1703 code for a protein of 540 amino acids. The record is from RefSeq and is a predicted model, not a curated record. The transcript has 2 exons. Lineage: Eukaryota; Rhodophyta; Bangiophyceae; Galdieriales; Galdieriaceae.
UCAAAAAGUAAUUGCAAAAACUUUACAAUGAAAAACUUGUCUUUUCUCAUUGGAAAGUGGUGAUAGUGUAUGUGUGUGUUAUGGCACUUUUGCCUUUUGAAGCUCGACAUGUACCAAGGAGAACAGCUCAUAAUUAUUCUCGUAGGAAACUUGGUCUUCUGAGAAUCACUUUUGGGGUGAUUGUUUUCUCUUUGUUGUUGGUUUCUUUUCUGUUAGGACACAACAACACCUUAAGCAGCAAGCAAGAUGAUUCCUGGUUAUCAGAAAAUAAAAAUAGACAAUGGGAAGAUGAUGGGAGAAAGGAACCAUUGUUGUUAGAAAGAAAAGAAGAACAGCAUCUUGUGUCAGAAACCGCUUCAAGUCCCCAACAAUGGGUAGGCACAGUUCCAUCUCAGGAAGGCAGCUACCAGCGGCCAUCCAAUGGGACUUUAGAUUUAGUACUAUUUGCCAAUUAUAACAGUGCUUUGGAAGCAACUGAUGAUAUGACAACAAGUUCAUCCACUGAAUCCUAUACUUUGGAUGGGAAGCAGCUGAACAGCGACUCAAAUAUCUCAAUGCAGGACCAAGCAACCAUCUCUUUAUUGAAGAAUCCUGUUAGUUUGAUGGAUAAUUCUGUUUCAUUAUCCAACAUAAAACCAUCCUCAGUUGAAGUUGUGGAAACGUAUCAUGAUGAGACCCCAUUUCUAAAACCAGAACCCUCCAACUUGGUGAAGACUAGAAAUAUUUCAGAAACUCAAUUCAACAACUCUUCUUAUGUUGAUUCACUAGAGUUGGUUGAUUGGACGAAUAUUUCUUCUAAUUACUCUGAGAAUCUUCAAGUUGCACUUCCAUCGUUGGAGUCACAGGGACCUUCUAAUCUUAGCUUCUCCAGUCAAAAUUUGAAUUCAUUUUAUGAGAACAAGUUGACAUUGAAUCAUAUUUCAAGCUUGAAAAGUAAUAUGGAGGGAACUGAAGUAGCCAAAGUUAAUGGUUGCUUUGAUAUUUGUAGUUAUGCCAAACAUGAAGUAUUGUCGGAUGUACAAGUGUCUAGUAUUGUUCAGCAUUCUCCAGAAAGCGACAUUCAUUCAGUAUUGUUGUUAUUUCACGGCUGUAAACAUAGCGCACGAGAUUGGUUUGUAUUACCAGAAGAAGUUUCUGUUGUAUGUGAAGCUUUACGAAGAAACUUUUCGGUCGUUGCCUUUUCUUCAGUUGAUAGAUGGAGUGGUUGUUGGGAUUCCUUUUAUCCAGCACUGGGUAAUAAGGAUGUUAUUCGAGUACAUCAAAGUUUUCAGGAAUGGAUAUUUGAGAAUUUUGUCAACAAUCAAACAAACUCUCAACAAGCUAUCCAGUCUCUAAAAUUGUAUGCAUUGGGUGUAUCCAGUGGAGGUUCAUUCGUCUCUAUCCUUUCAACAUUUCUUCGAAAUAUAUCGGCUCAAGCUAUUUAUAUUUCUCCCGGAAGCUUUCAGUCCUUUACUUUAUUCGAUUGGAAUCCUUAUCCUCCUACUUUCUUUGUUCAUAUGCUAAAGGAUACUACGUUUGGGUCAUUCAACCAUGUAAACAGUUCUUGUAAUCUCUUGACUCAACACAAAAUAGCUUGUCGUAUAUUGUCUUUGAAACCAGUGCCGAUAACUGCUGAUUGGUUUCACGAGAAGAUUCCAAUUAUUUCCUUAUCAUUAUCACGACAAUUGUUUGACUUGCUGAAUACAACGCGAUGCAGUCGAUGAUUCUAUUUUAGGGAAAAAAGGGAAGACUUUACAAAGUAAUAUAGAGGAAUUGUUGAAU